CCUGUACUCUCCGCAGUCUCUGGUCGUCUCCUGUACUAUGUCUGUAUUCUCUGGUCAUCUCCUGUACUAUUGCACAGUCUCUGGUCAUCUCCUGUACAGUCCACAGUCUCUGGUCAUCUCCUGUACAGUCCACAGUCUCUGGUCAUCUCCUGUACUGUCCACAGUCUCUGUUCAUCCCCUAUACUGUCCGCAUUCUCUGGUCAUCUCCUAUACUGUCUGCAGUCUCUGGUCAUCUCCUGUACUGUCCGCAGUCCCUGGUCAUCUCCUGUACUGUCCACAGUCUCUGGUCAUCCCCUGUACUGUCCGCAGUCUCUGGUCAUCUCCUGUACUGUGUCCGCAGUCUCUGGUCAUCCCCUGUACUAUUCCCAGUCUCUGGUCAUCUCCUGUACUAUGUCCGCAGUCUCUGGUCAUCUCCUCUACUGUGUCCGCAGUCUUUGGUCAUCUC
Staurois parvus is the source of this 445-nucleotide messenger RNA. The record is from the annotation of a GenBank genome assembly. NCBI's taxonomy places the organism in Eukaryota, Metazoa, Chordata, Amphibia, Anura, Ranidae.